This is a messenger RNA of Cryptomeria japonica (Japanese cedar), 2621 nucleotides long. RefSeq names its product DNA (cytosine-5)-methyltransferase DRM1. The record is from RefSeq and is a predicted model, not a curated record. The transcript has 11 exons. Gene Ontology annotation, molecular function: methyltransferase activity. Lineage: Eukaryota; Viridiplantae; Streptophyta; Pinopsida; Cupressales; Cupressaceae. Gene Ontology annotation, cellular component: nucleus. The coding region runs from base 492 to 2372 and encodes 626 amino acids.
GAGAUUAAUGUUAUGUUGUUGGAUUUCUUGGAAAUCUGAUUAUCAGGCUUGGAGGACGAAAUCCCUCUUUGCUAGCAUUCUCUUCACUGUUGGAAGACACAAUCAAAAGGAUUAAUGGUGUUUUCAUCUCAGGGAACAAAUUGAGCUAAUUGGAUUUUAUGAUAGAGAAGGGUAGAUUUGUGAUUUCGCUACAGUGCCGUGAAUAGCGAUUUUGCUACAGUGCAUGAAUAGUGUUUGCAGCAAGUUUAGUUUGUUCAUUGUAAGGGUUUGGUUGUGCAGUAGCUGAUGUAUUAUUGCACAUAUGCAAGAACUGAUUUAUUAUUGCAUACUUCUGAGGUUUAGCAACAGCUGAUGUAUUGUUGCUUGGGUAUUCAUCUUGCUGGUUAGAAGUUUGGGAGGCUGCCAUUUCAUUUGCAGAUCACCACAACACCCAAUUCUAGGUAAGCUCUUCAAAUUCUUCUUGGUUACCAAUCAGAAGUCGCUUUAUUGGUAUGGGAUACAAUUCUUUAGUAGUGGAUGAGGCAAUCCAGGAAGUAGGCUCAGCGAUUGAAAAUGCAAUAUUGGAACACAUAAGGAAUAAUCAGGAAUGCUCAUCCGAUUCAGAUUGGUGCUUAAUUAAAAGGCACUUUGUGAGCAUGGGUUUCUCUUCUACUAUAGUAGACAAAGCACUUGAAAAAUGUGGGACACGGAAUGAGGCACUUAUACUUGACUUCCUCACAAAUUAUAAGGGAAGCUCAUGUGAGUCAUCUUCAUCCUCAAUCCGGAAUCAUUUUAUGUUGAUGGGGUUUUCUUCUGGUGUUGUUGAUAAAGCUAUUGAAGAACGUGGAACGGAGGAUGAGGCUGGAAUUUUUGAGUCCAUCUUGACCUAUGAGCAGUUGAUGUUGAAGAAAGAGUUACUGAAGAAAUCAAGUUCACACAAUGAGGAUUUACUCAUUCAAUCAGAGAGUUCAGUGAGUGAGGUCACAGAUAUAGACGAUGAAGAUAUUGGACAAUUUGAUGAGGAAAUCAAUCUCAAAGCCCGCUUAUUGGAAAUGGGGUAUGCUGGAGAGGAAGUAUCUUUGGCCAUUGAAAGAUAUGGAGUAGAUAUUCCAAUUGAUAUCUUGGUUGAUUCGAUCGAUGCUGUUAGACAUAGUGAGGCUACAAGCGAUGGAGAUAUGGGAGUUCCACAUAAUGGCCUUACUUUAAAGGAGGGAUUGAAUGAAAGUUUAAAGAAGGAUUGCUAUGAAACUCAUUACAAGAAACCAUUUCAGAACAUAAAUCUCAAAGGAAGUGCGUCUUUCGAAGGUUUGUCUGUAAAAAAUGAAGAUAAAAAUUUUCGUUUACCAGGCCAUGUUAGAGGACUCGUUGGAUUCGGAGUUCCAGAUCACCCCGUGGAUCGACAGCGGAAGCUUAAAAUGUUUGUGCAAGGCCCCCCAUACUUUUACUUCGAAAAUGUGUAUAAUACACCAAAGGGAGCAUGGGCAACAAUAUCCCGAUAUCUGCACAAUAUUAAACCAGAAUUUGUGGAUUCAAAGUAUUUCUCAGUUUCGAGUAGACAACGUGGCUACGUGCAUAACCUUCCAAUUGAUAAUCGUUUUCAGAUUUUGCCUCUACCACCCAUGACAAUUGAAGAGGCAUUUCCUGAAACACAAAAGUAUUGCCCAUCAUGGGAUAAGAGAACUAAACUUAACUGCAUAAACACAGAGUCAGCAAGAGUUCCGUUAUGUGAUAGACUCAGGAAUAUUCUGAAGCUUUUUAAUGGAAAACCCAGCCGGGAAGAGCAGGCAAUGGUACUUUUACAAUGUAAAAAGUGGAACUUGCUAUGGGUCGGUCCAGAUCAGCUGGCUCCGCUGGAACCUGAUGAAAUGGAGCUUGCUUUAGGAUAUGAUGUGGGCCACACACGUGUCUCUUCUACUAGGACACAGCGUAUACGAUCCCUUGGAAAUGCUUUUCAGGUACAAACGGUAGGAUACCAUCUUUCUGUUUUGAAGUCUAUUUAUCCAAAGGGGAUAAAUGUCCUCUCUCUCUUCUCUGGAAUUGGGGGUGCAGAAGUUGCUUUGCAUCGUCUGGGUAUACCACUCAAUUAUGUUGUAUCUGCAGAAAUUUGCAAAGAAAACAGGCUUAUCCUCAGAAGCUGGUGGGAAAGAACACAUCAAAAGGGUAAACUGAUUGAGGUGGGGGAUAUAAAGAAUCUGACAAGAGAAAGACUUGAUGAAAUGAUUAACUCAAUCGGAGGUUUUGAUCUCAUAAUAGGUGGAAGCCCCUGUAAUAAUCUGUCGGGCAGCAACAGGUGCACAAGGCAUGGGCUAGAUGGAAACGAAUCUUCUAUUUUCUAUGAAUUUCCAAGGAUUCUGAAUUACGUAAGGGGUGCAAUGCGUUCGAACUUAACUUGACACAAUGUUAUCAUUAUCAAAGGUGAAACAUUCUUACAAUUUUGUCAUACAGGGAUCCUCUGCAGUCACUUAUUUCAAAUCCAGCAAGCAGACGUUUUUGUAACUAUGUUUGAGUACUAUGUUUUUGUAACUAUCUUUGGGUUCUUCAAAAUCUACUCGAGAGUUUUUGUAAAUAUGUUUGAGUACUUGUUUCACUGCUAGUAUUUGACAUUGUAUAUGUUAAUCCAGUGGAUGUUAUAUUAUGUUUGA